CUCUCUUUUCUUCUUCUUUCCAUUUUCCUCACACCCACAGGCCACCUUUCUCUUCCCUCUCUCUAUUUCUCUUCUCUCUCUCCACACCAUCAUACCCACGACGGCGGCCCUUCUCACCACCGACGACUCCACUGUCGGUCGACAGUCCUUUCCGAAACCGGCGGUCCCCCCUCCGGCCAUAUCUUAUCUCUCUCUUUUUCACACCAUACCCACGGCUCCCAUGUCAUCACCCCACUGUGAGCACCGCCAUCACCAUCCAUUGUGAAGUUCACCACAAGUGGCUAUUUUCGCUUCAACGCCGGUGGCACUGACGCCAUCUCUCCACUACGACACCCAUUCUUUCCACUAUCAUUUCAAAAGCGAACCACGUGGUGUAAGUUACGAUAUAGCAUCCGCAUUCCCUGUUAUUCACCGGAGUUUGUAGGGCGUGGAGAAAGACGGAAGUGAUGCAAACGCUUCACAUGAACGCCGGAUCUGGGGAGACCAGUUAUGCAAAGAACUCGUCGGUUCAGAGCAACAUUAUAUCCACAGCGAAACCAGUGACGGAGGAAGCUAUACUAGAUAUAUUCAACAAUGUCUUGCCUGAGAGCGUAGGCAUUGCGGAUUUGGGUUGCUCAUCUGGACCCAACGCCUUGUUGGUGGUGUCAGAGAUACUGGACGUGAUAUAUGCCAAAUGGCAGCAGCUGGGUCGUCCUUGUUCGCCUGAGUUUAGGGUGUACUUGAAUGAUCUCAUCGGCAAUGACUUCAACAAUGUGUUUGGCUCACUCCCUGCAUUUUACAACAAACUCAAGGAAGAGAAAGGCUCCGAGUUUGGGCCAUGUUUUAUAUCGGGUGUGCCUGGUUCAUUUUACGGGAGGGUGUUCCCAAGCAAGAGUCUCCACUUCGUGCACUCUUCUUCCAGUCUCCACUGGCUCUCUCAGGUUCCACCGGGUCUAGAGAGCAAGGAUGGGAGAGGGAGCUGGAACAAGGGAAAAAUUUACAUAUCAAAGACGAGUCCAGAUUGCGUUUUGGAGGCAUACUCAUCGCAGUUCCAGAAGGACUGGUCAGUGUUUCUCAAGUCACGUGCAGAAGAAAUAGUGGGGGGAGGACGCAUGGUGUUGUCCUUCAUGGGCAGGAGAUCCACAGACCCUCGUUCAAAAGAGAGUUGCUACCAGUGGGAGCUCUUAGCCCGAGCACUCAUGAGCAUGGUUUCGGAGGGUCUAAUUGAGGAGAAAAAGGUUGAUUCAUUCGAUGCUCCAUACUAUGCACCAAGUCCGGAAGAAGUGAAAUUUGGAAUAUACAAAGAGGGGUCAUUCAUCUUAGAUCGGUUGGAAAUGUUUGAAAUUGAUUGGGAUGGAGGUGAUGGUGAUAAUUAUGAUGCAACUCCCACGUCCUCAACACUAUCAAAUGGAGCACGAGUGGCUAAGACAAUUAGAGCUGUGGUUGAGUCCAUGCUAGCAAGCCAUUUUGGAGGAGAUGUAAUGGAUGGUUUAUUUCAAAGGUACGGUGAGAUGGUGGGCGAUCACUUGGCAAAGACAAGGGCUAAGUAUAUUAAUUUGGUCAUCUCCCUCGUAAGAAAAGUUUAAUUAAAUGUAGAAACUAGAGUACAUAUACUCUGUGAUCAACGUACAAUAAAUUUCUUGAUGUUCCGUUAGUACUACCAUUGAAGUUCUUCCUUUGCUCUC
This is a messenger RNA of Vitis riparia (riverbank grape), 1664 nucleotides long. RefSeq names its product jasmonate O-methyltransferase-like. NCBI's taxonomy places the organism in Eukaryota, Viridiplantae, Streptophyta, Magnoliopsida, Vitales, Vitaceae. The transcript is spliced from 5 exons. Gene Ontology annotation, molecular function: S-adenosylmethionine-dependent methyltransferase activity. Gene Ontology annotation, biological process: methylation. Bases 447 to 1565 code for a protein of 372 amino acids. The record is from RefSeq and is a predicted model, not a curated record.